Messenger RNA from Orcinus orca (killer whale), 4509 nucleotides. It is a transcript of the gene GPER1, whose product is annotated as G protein-coupled estrogen receptor 1. Gene Ontology annotation, biological process: G protein-coupled receptor signaling pathway. Gene Ontology annotation, cellular component: membrane. The transcript is spliced from 2 exons. Gene Ontology annotation, molecular function: G protein-coupled receptor activity. Lineage: Eukaryota; Metazoa; Chordata; Mammalia; Artiodactyla; Delphinidae. The record is from RefSeq and is a predicted model, not a curated record. Bases 3444 to 4508 code for a protein of 354 amino acids.
UGAAGAAACGGCGGCCAAGCCUGGAGGAGCUGCUCACGCUGCGUUUCUAAGUAUGUCGGCUAAAGGAACCAUCUUAGGAACCGCCACAAGAAUGUAAACUGGUGGCUCCCAAACUUUCUUUUUAGCAGCAGGAGCCUUUCUUUAAACAAAGCCUGAGACGACAAAGGGCUGCUCUGGCUGGAGGGGGGGCGGGGCUGACCGCUGGAAGGUCGAGGCCCCCAGCCCCCCCACCCCGUCCCCGCCCCCGCGGCUCUGCCCCACUCAGCCCGCAUCCUGCACCCCGUGAGGACACACAGAGCCGGAGAGAGAGCUCCAGAGCCAACCGAGAGCUAAGCAAACACACAGGCUCUCUGGCGGCGGGGGGCACCUGACUCCAGGAGAGGGUGUGUGGGAUAAAGCGGGGCUGACGGGGUGGGAAGCCACCUCCUGGGGCUCCUCGCCCCUCCCAGGACACUGCUGGGGCCACUAGCAUGGGGCUGGGACAAGGACCUGGGCCUGCAGCCUGGCCUUCUAGAGCAUUCCACCCAGAGCCCCCAGGGACGGGACAGCCCCUCCCUGGGCAGACCCCUGUUCCCGUGCCACCGGCAGGUCCUUCUCAAAGGCCAAAAGGAAACGUCCAGGAGGCUCCUGGCAACGGCACAGAGGAGCCAGCUGCCUGAGAGUCAACACAAGCCGGGCCCCAGGCCGCUGCCUCGAGUCGUAAAUACCGUAAAUACCGUGGGGCCAUGCGCGCAAUGGGCGCCUGUGCUGGGGCUGGGGAGCAGCAAACCCUUCCCACGGGGCUGCCCUCCGGGAAACGGCCGGGCCGCAGAUACGCCGGCAGCUGUCGGGCACACGCACUUGCGCACGUGCAGGAUCGGGAGUCGCGACACCAACAGGGGCAUGACGGCUGUGUCGAGAGGCGAGGAGCCCGGUGAGGGGAGCGCCAGCCGCGGCUCCGGCCGCCCCGCCCCGCAGCCCCACACAGAGCAGAGAGCUGUGUGAGGCGGGGCAGGGGCGGCGAGGGGCACCACCCAGCUGCUGACCCAGUUCGGGGAUGGACAGGAAGAUCCCAAGAACUGCAGUUCUGCCCCAAGAUGAGCACCCUUCAGGCCAACGGUCAAUGUGGGAGGCUCCCGGCGAGGAGAGGAGACCUCGGGCUCGGAGGCCCUCAGAUGGGCCGAGCCCCAGCUCCGAGGCCCCGGUACCGUUCCUUCUGAGCUCGGUUUUCCCAUCAGUACACAGGGAUACCGCCUCACCUGACAGGGAGCUCAGGGAGGGUUCCGAGACGGUGGGCGCCACGCUGCCCAGUGCGGAGUAAGCGCUCUUUCAAGGCUGGAUGUUAAAAUGUACAGACGGGCUUCUCGCCUCACGAAAACGUCUACGAGGCCUCUUGGGCCCUGCCCGUGCGAACAUCAACUGGGGUUCAGUGGCCUGACGCCCCCCCAACACCGUGGGCUGGCCCUCACGCUGACCAGCUGCAGGAGGGUUGACCAUUACUUACCCACCCGGGGCCACGAGAAAAGGGGGCCCGCGGCCUAGCGGCCCCAGGUGAGUUCGGGAACACACGGACGAGAGGCGGGGCUGCAGGGCGUGUGUCCCGCCAGGAGGGAGCGGCUGUGCUUCAGUGACGUGACUCGGCUAUUUCAGGGUCUGAAUUUGUGUUUUAGUCGUUUAUUUAACUCAAGGGGAAACUGUACUUUCUCAUGACUCACUGCUCUCAAAAUGGUGUCUCCAGCAUUUCUAGUGUUGAAGCCAUCUUGCGUGUGUAGCUGGCCAGAAACAGGUCUAAAAUCAAAUCAGCCCCAUUUAUGUGAUCGCGCCAUUCUUUAAAAAGCGAACCUAUUAGAAGCACAGCUGGAAAGAACCCUGAACACUAGUACUUUUCCAUAAAAAAUUCAACACUGUCUUCUGUGGAAACGUGUACAUUUCCCAAAGGAUGUUAAGUCAGCAUCGCUCAAAAAACACCUUCAAGCUCACGCGCACUCAGCUGGGAACAGAGCAGAAGGUUCGCAGCGCGCUGACCCCGGGGCUCAGGGAUCCCGCCCUCGCCCCACACUCCGUCCCACCAGGCGGGGGCUCACACUGCAGCGGUGUGCUUCGUUCCUCCACUCGGAGUUCAGUCUCACAGCUUCAAAAACCAACGAGGUGAAAACAGGGACACCCAAGAGGAAGGUAGGAGCUGGAUUAAAAUGCAGUGCUCAUGACAACCACGCAACUCUCCCGGCGGGCCUGCAGCGCUCUCAGCCCCGAGCUGAGCGUGUCCGGGGACGCUUGGGGCGGUUUUGCCAGCCUCUCCAGGCCGAUGGUGACAUCCAUCCGCCGGCAGGUGGGGUGCAUGGUCAGUCGGCACUGGAAGUGGGGUCAGGCCGGUCCUGCCGGCACCAGGGCAGGCGCACAGCGGGAGGGCGGGAGCCCUGGCGAAAAGAGGGGUCUUAGGCAACACCUGCAGGACAGGCACCUCCAGGGACUUCGGGAGCAAAGGGAAGGGGAGCGGAGGCUACUCAUCUACCCGACUCUGAGCUCACCUGCCGAAAAUACCUGCUACUUGCUGGGUUUACAUUUCUUUCUACAAGUGUCUUGUGAAACUCCUAGGUGAAAUUCUCUAUGUAUAAUUCACAUACUACUCUCCGAACUUAGGAAAUCUAGUUUUAGUUUUAAAGGCAGUCCAUUGCUAAAACAAGCAACAAUAUGUAAGCUUCACCAAAGGAUGACAGAUUUUUAUCUAAAAGAUAAGACCCAUUUACAAUCCCUUCAAACUUAAAAAGAGGUUUGUAUCAGUGGGUAAAAAAAAGCUGUUCAACUGGAAACUUCCCUGAAGACUCUUUGGUGGGACUGAGCUCAGUGCCAGAGGGGGAGAAAAAGGCCCAGCAAAAAAGGGGUUACAUCCGGACCUGUGGGAGGUGCCCGCCCGCCAGCCGCGGGCCUAUAAAGCCUGCCUGCGGCCGCCAGGGGCCAACCAUCCGACAACCGCCGACAACCGCCCGGGCUGCCUGCCGAGGACAACGGGCUGGCCUCCGGAGCCUCCACGCUCCUCUCUGGCGUCCCGCGAAGGUCCCGAUUCCACUCCCAAGUCCAGAAUCGCUGCCGCCCCCAGCCGUGAGCGCAUCCCGGAGGCUGGCUGAGCUGCCCUCCCAGGGACGGGGGACGGGUCUGCUCAGAGGACACACGCAGGUGGCCAGCGGCAGCCGCGCAGGUGCCCGGGAGUGAGGGGCUCAGGUGUGGCGUGGACACAGCCGCAGACCCAGAGGCCAGGCAGAAGCACAGGCCAGAGCGCAGGCGCCGACCUCCACCUCCGGUUGCACAAGUGCCCCUGGGGCCUGCUCCGCUUUUCCAGAUGCCUGGCUCGAUUCCAAGAGCAUCCCCUUUCCUUCUCAAGAGGGAUUUCCUGUUAAAAAACGGUUUCUGGGAGCCUUGCGGCAAAUCCUGAGAGGCCGGCUAUCCCUCCGGGCGCCCGGCCCAGCAUGGAGACGCCGCCGGGCGCCUCCAACGGCUCCUCCAGCGGCCUCGGCCUGCCCCGCGCGCUGGCCAACAGCUCGGCCGCGCUCUCGGAGCAGCAGCAGCGCGCCGUCGGGCUCUUCCUGUCCUGCCUCUACACCAUCUUCCUCUUCCCCAUCGGCUUCGCGGGCAACCUCCUGAUCCUGGUGGUGAACAUCCGCUUCCGGGAGAAGAUGACCAUCCCCGACCUGUACUUCACCAACCUGGCGGCCGCGGACCUCGUCCUGGUGGCAGACUCGCUGAUCGAGGUGUUCAACCUGGACGAGCAGUACUACGACAUCACCGCGCUCUGCACCUUCAUGUCGCUCUUCCUGCAGGUCAACAUGUACAGCAGCGUCUUCUUCCUCACCUGGAUGAGCUUCGACCGCUACCUGGCUCUGGCCAAGGCCACGCGCUGCGGCCCGUUCCGCACCAAGCCCCGCGCACGGCUGAGCUGCGGCCUCAUCUGGAUGGCCUCCGUGUCUGCCACCCUGGUGCCCUUCACCGCCGUGCACCUGCAGCACAGCGAGGACGUCUGCUUCUGCUUCGCGGACGUCAGGGAGGUGCAGUGGCUGGAGGUCACGCUGGGCUUCGUGGUCCCCUUCGCCAUCAUCGGCCUCUGCUACUCGCUCAUCGUCAGGGUCCUGGUGACGGCGCACCGGCACCAUGGGCUUCGCCCGCGGAGGCAGAAGGCUCUGCGCAUGAUCCUGGCCGUGGUCCUGGUCUUCUUUGUGUGCUGGCUGCCCGAGAACGUCUUCAUCAGCGUGCACCUGCUGCAGCGUGCGCCACCCGGGGCCGGACCCUGCCAGAGGUCCCCCCGCCACGCGCACCCGCUGGCCGGCCACGUGGUCAACCUGGCCGCCUUCUCCAACAGCUGCCUCAACCCCCUGGUCUACAGCUUCCUCGGGGAGACCUUCCGAGACAAGCUGCGGCUCUACCUGGAGCAGAAGACCAGCCUGUCCGCCCUGAACCGCUUCUGCCACGCGGCCCUCAAGGCGGCAGUCCCGGACAGCACCGAGCAGGCCGAGGUGAAGUCCAGCAGUGCCGUGUAGG